Corythoichthys intestinalis (scribbled pipefish) is the source of this 1298-nucleotide messenger RNA. RefSeq names its product centromere-associated protein E-like. Lineage: Eukaryota; Metazoa; Chordata; Actinopteri; Syngnathiformes; Syngnathidae. The record is from RefSeq and is a predicted model, not a curated record. The coding region runs from base 111 to 1298 and encodes 395 amino acids. The transcript is spliced from 5 exons.
AACCCCCCACCCCACCUCAGCCGUGCGUAAGGUUCGUGACGUAACCACGCUAAGAUCCGCUUCGACAAGUGCGACCGAAUUCGUUCAGAUCAAGGAAGGGUGGAAAUAACAUGGAUUCCAUGGAACUUGGUGACUGCAGCUACAGAAAGAAGAAUAUCACAGUGAAAGGGUUUGUUACUGAAGACAAAAUUUUACCUGGUUUGGUGGUGAGGGACAAAGACCUGACACAUAUGUGCAACAAUUCUCUGGUGGCAGACAGAGAUCGACUCCUUGGCAUCGAAAUGGCUUUGACCACCGAACGAGAUGAGUUGAAAGCCAACUUCCAGGACGUGAAGCAGCAGCAUGAUCAGUUGCAGUCCAAAUACCAACUCUUAAAUAGAGAGAACAGUGCACUGGGCAAAGAGAAAGAGCAGUUGAGAGUUACUUAUGAGUCCCUUCUUAAAGAGAAAGACCAGUUACAGACCAGCUACAAUUCCCUUGUCAGACAGCAAGAGGACCUUCAAGCUAAUAUAAUUACGGUGGCUUCUGAAAGAGAUGAGUUCAAGUCCCGCCUUAACAAUCUCGAAAAUGAGAAAGAACAGUUGGAGCAUAAUUGCUCUUCACUGAAAAGCGAGAGAGACCUGUUACAGGCCAAUUUUGAGUCGCUCUUGAAAGAGAAAGAACAUCUUCAAAGUAGUAAAACAACCUUGUCUGCUGAAAUAGAUCAGUGCAAGUCCAGCGUCAACAGUUUGAAAAAUGAGACGGAUCAGUUAGAACAAGAUUAUGCUUCAAUCAGAAAACAGAAAAAUGACUUAGAUGCCAUUCACAACUCCCUCACGAAAGACAAAGAGCAGUUACAGACGAACUAUGAUUCCCUCCGUAGUGAGCAACAGCUUCUGCUUGAAAGUAAAAAAAAAAUGUCAAAUGAAAGAGAUCAAUUCAGGUUGAUGCUCACCAAUCUGGAAAAUGAGAAAAAACAGCUGCAACAGAAUUGCUCUUCACUGAGGAGCGAGAAAGACCAGUUACAGAACCAAUAUGCAACCCUCGUUCAAGAGAAAGAGCUACUCAUAAAAAAUCUGACCAAACUGACUGCUGAGAUAGAUAGAUGUAAUACCCUGAAUGGCUAUUUCAAAACUGAAAGAGACUAUCUUACAAAACAGUUAGAGCCCUGUAUGCACUGUCCAGCCGGGUGGUGGGAGUUCAACACCAACUGUUACUUUGUGUCAAGCUUGAGUCGGAAUAGGGCAGAAAGCAGACAAGACUGCAUAAGCAAGGGUGCCGACCUGGUUAUCAUAAACAGCAGGGAGGAACAGAGAUAA